CAUUAUUUUCACGAGUAUUUAUAGUCUUUCUAUACAAUCGUACAAGCUUGUUUUGUAUGCAGCAUACGCACGUUUGGACUUAUCCCGAUGUGGCUAAAACUGCGUAUAUAUAUAGGUGCGGUAGAUUUUCGUGUGGUUUAUAAACCGCGGUAUAGUAUCUCAUACGAUGUAAUUUUCAAAAGAGUAUUCAAGUCAGUUAUAAUUAGUGUGUGUGUGUGUGUGUGUGUGUGCGUAUUGUGCGUAUGUGUUUUUUACGGAAUGGCGACUGAACGGCAACUAACUGACGGGUAUACUCGUACUUUAAUAUCGUGAAUAUAAUAUUACUCAACGUGAAUAAUAUUUUUUCAGUUUUUGAGAACCCUCGGUUAAUAAUAUUAAUGUCCGCCCAACUGAAACUCGUGCCCGGGCCGGCUGCAAGGUUGAAUGCGUCCGUGUGUGCGCGUGCGUGCGCGCGCGCGUUGCGUGCAGCCGCCGUUGCGACUAUGGGACGCGGGGCGAGGCGGUGGUGCCGGGUGACAGAUCGCCGCCGACGCGCACCGCGUAGCCCGACAGGUUGGCCAACCGCGUGUCGACGACAAAUCGGUGGCCGACCGACCGUCCGCGUACGCGUCUGUCGUCACCGCCGUCAUCGGCCGUCGGCGGGCGACCGAUGGUGGUAACAGUGUUCGCCGCGCACACUCGACCGCCGUCGGACCGCCGCCGUCGUCCGACCGUGCGUAGUGCGUACGAAUCGUGCACGACAUUCGGUCGUAGUCGCCGUGUCUUGCUUUUCGUCGAUCGCGGUCAUAGGUGUGAACGGACUGGGGCGGGGCUGACGACGGCCUGAACGGCGUCCCGAUGAUCGUGGCCAUGGAGAGGAAACUCAUAUCGGAACUGAUCGACGAGUACAAGACGUGCACGUGCCUGUGGAGGAUCAAGGACCCGGACUACAAGAACAAAGAGAUGAAGAACGAGGCGUACGAGUCGCUGCUGCAGUUGAUAAAAAAAUACAACGAGAACUGUACAAUGGAUGACCUGAAACGUAAAAUAGCCAAUCUGAGAACAUGUUACUUGAGGGAAUUCAAAAAAGUUAUGGACGCUAAGAGAUAUGGUGGAAUAUAUGAACCCAGUUUGUGGUAUUACAAAUCCUUGGAGUUUCUAAACGACCAGCAUCACAGCGAAGACAGAGUGCGAUUGGGCCGCAGUUAUCCGGAUAAUAGCGACGAAGAUAACGAAUCAAACGAGACACAAAACAUCUUGGUAUUCGAGGACGUAGACGACCGUGCCGGGUCCGAGGACAAGGAUUCGUGUUCCACCGAACCUGAGUACCAACAAUCCUGCGCGGCGACCAGCAGUAAUUUGCAGACCGUUUUGGGUGGUAGCGGUAGCGGUGGUGGUGGCGGCGGUGGCGGCGGUAGCGGUGGCGUUGGUGCCGGCGAAGGAGAUGGCGUUAAGAGACCCAAAAGACGGCGGCGGGUGUUGGACGUGUCGUCAGCGGUACAGAACGGGGGGCCGUCCGCCAGGGUAUCGCAUCCGCCGCCACCGCCGGACCGGUACUCGAGCGGUACCGGAGCCACCGACUUUUACGAACCCCAAAUAUUGGGCGGCGUGGGCGGCGAUCCUGCAGAACCGCCGGUAGCCGACUACUAUGACGGGUUCGGCCGGUACGCGGCUAACGAGCUCCGGCAGAUGGACAGGCAGUCGGUGAUCAUCGCCAAGCGGCUGGUCAACGAAGUGUUGUUCCUGGGCCAGAUGGGCAUGUUGAACGUCAACACGAGGAUCGAGACGCCGACGACCGGUCGCCGGAAGAACGCUUCCGCGUCGGCCGCGUGCAAAUCAGAAACGCGCGAUCGCCGGCGCCGUCGUCGACCGCAUCGUGACGAGGACGACGAGGACGACGACGAUAAUGACGACUGCUGCAUCGACGACGGGGAGGAGCACGGCCACGACGGCGGCGGACGCGAAUCUUCGUCGUCGCCAAUGCCACCCGUCGAGUUCAUGGAGACUUCGUGAUACGCCGCAGAAAACGGGGUCGACUGUCGUCCCAUUAGCAACAAUCUGCACAUCGCACACGUAACCGACAUCUACUGUCCUCCUCCCCAAAUUCAUAGACGAUCGAAAUUCGAUUUUGAGACGCCGCCUUGAAGAAUCCGGUAAAUACGAUUCGUGUUGAUGUACAGCAUCUAUUCAUUAAUUAUUAUGUUUACCUGUAUAUAAUAUAAUGUUUUGUUGUAUAUUAUAUUAUUAUUUGUAAGGAGUAUAGAAUUACCUAUUCUAUAAAAGACUAUUGUUGAUAUGCAUUAUAUGAUGUGUCCCGAUGUAUUUUUAUGUUUUACGAUUUGAGUACAAUAUUGUUUUUUGCGUUUAAAAAAUAUUGUUUACGGGUAUUUUUGUCGUUCGGACCACGCGGCUUUUAAUGAUACUUUGAAAAGUCAAUUCAAAAUACAGUAGAAUAAUUCAUAAUCACAAACUAUUUUUCUACACAUUGUACACUUUAAUUUUAAGAAUUAUAAUAUUUGUUGUUCGAUAAUCAUUAUUAUACUCA
This is a messenger RNA of Melanaphis sacchari, 2524 nucleotides long. RefSeq lists its product as uncharacterized. The transcript is spliced from 4 exons. The coding region runs from base 838 to 1992 and encodes 384 amino acids. Lineage: Eukaryota; Metazoa; Arthropoda; Insecta; Hemiptera; Aphididae. The record is from RefSeq and is a predicted model, not a curated record.